AUGCCUGCUUCCUGGCAAGAAAUAGUCGCAGACAAGCGUAAACGUCAACAAGAUACCAUCCCUAAAGAAUGGAUCGUUACGCUCCCCGCGGAGGACGUUCUCGAUGUCACGAACUUCCCGAUUGAGUGUGGGUUACUGACGGAGAAGGAAAUCGAGAUCACGGAGCUCACAGAUAUUGUUGCGUUGCUGAAGAAGCUUGCGGAAGGAGAGUGGACGUCUGUGGAGGUCACGACGGCGUACUCCAAGAGAGCUAUUGUUGCGCAUCAAGUGACCAACUGCCUGACUGAAAUCUUUGUCGACAAAGCACUUGCUCGUGCCAAAUGGCUCGAUGAACAGCUCAAGACGACGGGCAAAGUCGUGGGUCCAUUGCAUGGUUUGCCGAUUUCCCUGAAGGAUCAGAUCGCACUCGAAGGUCUCGAGACUAUUAUGGGCUAUGUCUCUUGGGUCGGAAAGCCCGCUGCAAAGAACGCCGUCGUCGCUGAUAUCCUCUACGAGUGUGGCGCCGUACCGUAUGUUCGCACGAAUGUGCCACAAACGCUGAUGUGGUCAGAGACGUACAACACAGUGUUUGGACGUACGGUCAAUCCACGAAACCGCACCCUCACAUGCGGCGGCUCCUCCGGUGGAGAAGGCGCCCUCAUCGCCAUGAAAGGUAGUAUCCUUGGUGUGGGUUCUGACAUCGGAGGUUCCGUCCGUAUUCCUGCCGCCAUGAACGGCCUUUACGGUCUUCGCCCAUCCUACCACCGUAUCCCCUACGCCGGUGCCGUCAACUCCCUCGAAGGCCAAGACUCCCUCCCCUCUGUUCUAGGACCUCUCUCACCGUCCUUGGCUGGCGUCAAACUCUUCAUGGAGGCCGUCAUAUCCAAGCAACCGUGGUUCAAGGACCCGCUCGUCAUCCACAAACCCUGGAAUGAGGAGGAAUACAAAUUAGCCGAGCAUGGAGGCGGUAAGAAGUUGUGCUUUGGGAUUUUGUGGGAUGACGGUGUGUUGUUGCCACAUCCGCCUGUCAUCCGGGCUUUGGAGAUGACGAAGAAGGCAUUGCUGGAUGCGGGACACGAUGUCGUGGACUGGAAACCUCACAAACAUCAGGAACUCUAUGAUAGUAUCCUCGAUAUUUGGACUGCAGCGGGCGUCGACGACUACGAGGCCGUCACCAAACUCACUGGCGAGCCCCUGCUACAAUCGAUGGCUCCAGACGCUCCUCUCGACGCCAAAGCGCUUUACCACGACAGCAAGACUAAGACCGUCUACGAGUUAUUCCAGAUCCAGAAGAAGAGGCGGGAUUUGAGGCAGGAGUAUCUCGAGUUGUGGCGAGGAAGCGUGAAGGAUACGACAACUGGAAGGCCUGUAGAUGCGAUCAUUUCACCAGUCGCCCCGUGGGCGCCACCGCCGCAUGGGAAGAAUUCCUCGGCACAAUACACCAUGAUCUGGAACUGCCUCGAUUAUCCCGCAUGCACCUUUCCCGUAACAACCGUCGACGAGACGCUGGACAAGCCCAAGCCAGCGCACAAUUUCUAUAACGAGAGGGACCAGCAAUGCUACGAGCUCUACGACUCCCCAACGACGUUCAAGAACGCGCCUGUGUCAUUGCAGUUGGUGGGUCACACAUUGGAGGAAGAGGCAGUGGUCGGGAUGACCGAAGUCGUGGACGCCGCGUUGAAGGCGCAGAGCAAGGCGUAG
Messenger RNA from Stereum hirsutum FP-91666 SS1, 1680 nucleotides. RefSeq names its product general amidase. The record is from RefSeq and is a predicted model, not a curated record. Lineage: Eukaryota; Fungi; Basidiomycota; Agaricomycetes; Russulales; Stereaceae. The transcript is spliced from 8 exons. Bases 1 to 1680 code for a protein of 559 amino acids.